CUGGGGAGUUUACCGGCGGAGAGACAUGUCUAAAGUUUCAGAUAUGAUAAUGACAAGUCUGGGUUCAGAACCAGAGACGCAGCGCUCUUGAGUUAGCAAGCCCGUUCAUGUAACGAAGCUACACCUGGGGACUUUGAUUACCAGAUAUGAGCAGUUACGGACGUUAUACAUCCAGUCAGCGAUAAAAGGGCUUAGGAUAUGGUUCUCCAGUCACAGGUGCGCUUUCAUAGUCAUAUUUCCCCCGCCUCCCGGCAAAUUCCAGCACUACCCACUUCUGUUCAUCGGCUUACCACUGCUUAUCAGCUUACUUACUUGUGUUUUUUCCACUCUUGAGACACAACCUGAAUCACUGGAUCGUAUUAAUGUCUCUGUGCCAAAUCAUACCGCAAUACUAUGACCAAACACGCUAACUUCUGCAAAACUUCUUCUCUUGUCUAAAUGAGAGCUACCUGCCGUUCCCCCCUUAAGCUUUCAGCGGAAAAAACCCUAAUUGGGCUGCUCCAAGAACGACCAGAUCUGAGAUCUGACGCGCAAUCAGACUUACAGCUUGACUCACAGCCUGACUCACAGCUUGACUCACAGCCAGAUCGAGAGUGAUAGUUAUAGCGCA
Molecule: messenger RNA, 610 nt
Organism: Babjeviella inositovora NRRL Y-12698
Lineage: Eukaryota; Fungi; Ascomycota; Pichiomycetes; Serinales
Exons: 1
Coding region: 439-597 (52 amino acids)
Source: RefSeq, a predicted model, not a curated record